UUCAGUCUAGGGACCUGCCGGGAUAGAAGAAUCACUUGAUGCGACAGUUACUUGCGGGAUUUCGACGCGAGAGGAAUACAUACUCUAAUAGUUGGGAAAGCAGCAAUCGGGAUCACUCGGAAGCGCCAACGGAACCGAUUGGGUUUUUAACCAAAUUUUAGUGUGUUAAAUGUGAUGGUAAAUAGUGACCGCGGUGGUAAAUAAUGCAGCGAAUAUUCCCAAAAUUCUUGAUGUCGGCAGCGGUAGCCGUUUGCCUGGCGAGCUGUUCGGUGAGCGGCGAUUCUUUUGUUGAACUGGAGCAGUACCACCGAAUGCCAAAGCUGUACAUGUACGAUGAUUAUGACGAGUGCUUCGAUGCGUAUGAUACGCCGGAUCCGGUGUACUGCGUGGCCCGGUCCGUCAUCAAACCGGACAAUCAGUCCGAGCUUUGGAGAUUCAUACAGGAUUUUUCCAGUGACACCUACCGACACUUCCGGCACAAUCAUUUGGAUCGUGGGUUGUGUGUAGAGCGCUGUCGGCGACUGGUUGCCACAUUAGACAACGUUACGCUCCACCAGCUGUACGUUGAAAAAUUCAACAUUGAUUUUCCGUACAUCAUCAGCGCCAACACGUUCGAGAAUGUGAUUCACGAUCAAUCCAACUACGGUCGGCUCAUCAACAUUUGUGAGAACUUCAUCCUGAAAAAGGUUUACAAUUUAACGGCUUACACCGAGAUCGAGUAUUGCACCCGCCCAGAGAGGCAAAUUCAAAUUGAUCUGCUGGACAUGAGCUUUAUUGCCGUCUCGAUACUGCUGAUAUUCCUCGUCUGUGCGUCCAGUUGGUUCGACUAUCGGAUGAACAAACGUUUGAAGAAUGAACACUACAAGCUGGAAAUUCCCUGUCAAAAAACAAUGCUUUUCACAUCGUUUUCGGUGAAAAGAAACUGGUACCGGUUGACCAGCCGAUCCAAAGACCAGCUGAACGAGGAUUUGCGCUUCUUUCAAACGUUUCGGUUUUUCACUUUCUUCCUGGUGGCGGUCGGUCACUGUGCAGACAUGUUCGCCGUGACGCCUAUCAGCAAUCCGUUCGAUCGAGAGCGGGAAUAUUACAAUCCAGUAUCGAUGGGGAUCAUCAACGGGGCACAGAUCGUGCAGACCUUCUUCGAAAUGAGUGGUUUCCUAUUGAGUAUUCACUUUUUCACCAGUUGUGCCCACCUUAAAAAAGUACCGUGGACGGUGGUUGUGGGUGUGAUAUUUUACCGCUUCGUGAGACUGACUCCGGCGUACGCCUAUGUGCUGCUGCUUCACUCCACGUGGUUACCCAAGCUGCAAGAUGGGCCGCUGUGGAAACGUGGAACACAAACGGAGAAGUACUUUUGCCGGAAGAAUUGGUGGACUAACUUGUUGUACGUCAACAACUACGUGAAUGCUGAUGAACCGUGCUUACAACAAUCGUGGUAUCUUGCCUGUGAUUACCAACUGUUUGCGUUGGGGAUGAUUCUAGUCGUUGCAGUCACGAAGUAUCCCAAAUUAAGGACGGCAAUUUUCUCUACUGCACUGGGCCUCACAUACAUUGUCCCGGCUUUCGUCAUUUACUUGGGAGGAUUCGACGGCUCCUUCAUCAACAGGUUGCAGGACGAACGAUUCAUCUACUGGUACGACCGGAUGUACCAAACAGUCUACAUACCGUUCCACACUAACAUGGGAUGUUACUUUGGAGGCGUCAUUCUAGGAAUGAUCUACUACAAGCAACGGAAACUCAGUCACAAGGGCAAUCGAUCCUGGUACCUCAAACUACUCUGGUACGGAUCGGCUCCGGUUGGACUGCUCUGUCUGAUGUGCAAUAUGAUAUUCUACGUGUACAACUUCGAGAAACCCUCGAUCUGGAUGGCCCUGUACUAUCCGGUGAUGAAGAACAUGUGGAUUUUCCUCGGUGCGAUUAUGCUGUACGGGGUGAUCCACGAGUACAACAAAACGAUCAAAGAAUUCCUCAAUUUCUCUAUAUUUGUGCCGCUGGGAAGAUUGACGUACUGUGCGUACGUGUGCCACGUGUUUAUGCUGAAGAAUGUAUUCUUCGGCACCAGGGAGGUGGGGUACUUCAGUAAAAUGUCGUUGUUUUCCAAGGUGAUUACGGUGGUGGUAGCGGCGUACUUCAUGGGAUUAAUACUAGCUAUGUUGCUGGAAUUUCCUGCAACUGCAAUUCAAAAGCAUUUAUAUGCCAAAAAGAUCGAAGAAGCAACGAGGGCUCCGAAACAAGCGGAAAGUCAAAACAACAAUGAAACUGUUGGAAACGGACACGUAUCACUUUAACUCUCUUCAGAAUGCAACCAGCUGGUUGGACAAGAAAAUGACAGACUGUAUUUAUAGAUGCUAAGUUAUUUAUGAAUAAAAUAAUAUUUUCAAAAAAA
Molecule: messenger RNA, 2386 nt
Organism: Topomyia yanbarensis
Lineage: Eukaryota; Metazoa; Arthropoda; Insecta; Diptera; Culicidae
Product: nose resistant to fluoxetine protein 6-like
Exons: 12
Coding region: 204-2288 (694 amino acids)
Molecular function (GO): acyltransferase activity, transferring groups other than amino-acyl groups
Source: RefSeq, a predicted model, not a curated record